AUGUGUACUUCAGCGCGAUUACGAUUUGCAGCAGUUGGCUCACUGGGCUCACUUGAGUAUGCAAAAUCAUUUAUUAAUCAACCGCGUGGUAUAGCUUAUCGAGCAUCUGAUGCUUUAUUAUUUAUUGCUGAUUCAAAAAAUGAACGUGUUGUUGCAUUUACCGAAGAUAAUAAAUUGGCUAAAAUUAUAAGUAAUUAUGGAUGUAAAAAUGGUUUAGCUGUUAUGAACAAUGAUCAAAUUGUGAUGAGUGAUGAACUACAAGUUUUAAUAUUAAAUAAAGAUCUUCGUUUAAUACGCACAAUAGCUUGUGAUGAUAUUGAUGCUGGUUUAACAAAUUAUCAAGGUAUUUGUGUCGAUAAACACGAUUUAAUUUAUGUAUGUGAUCAAGCUAGUCGACAAAUAAAAGUCUAUGAUCCAAAAAGUGGAAAUAUUGUACGAUUUUUUGGCAACAAAAAUUUGUUUAGUUCACUUGCUUAUUGUGUAUCAACAAAUGAACAUAUUUAUGUUACAGAUCCACAAGGUUCAUGUGUUCAUAAAUUUACACUUGAUGGUAUAUAUGAUCAACGUUUUGGUAGUGCAAAAACAGCAGAUUUUCCUGAAGCACUUUCAAGUCCUCGCGGUAUAACUGUAUUUCCAGAUACACAACAAUUGUUAGUUGCUGAUUCACAUAAUGAUCGCUUAGUAGUUUUCGAUCAAAAUGGACAAUUUCAACAAUUAAUUACAAAUGGAAUUGAAUAUCCUGAAUCAUUAGCAGUUAAUACAAAAGGAAAUAUGUUUGUUGCUAUGAAUGAUCGUAUUGGCAUAUUUGCUCGGGAACAAUAA
Molecule: messenger RNA, 822 nt
Organism: Rotaria socialis
Lineage: Eukaryota; Metazoa; Rotifera; Eurotatoria; Philodinida; Philodinidae
Source: the annotation of a GenBank genome assembly